AUGCGUUUCAAAAAACAUCGUCUUCUCUCGGUUAUUGCUGCAGCUCUAAUAUUUUUGUUCAUUUUAAUUCUCAAUGAAGUCUAUUAUGACAGUUCAGAGGUACUUAUUGAUGAAAAAUGGGAGCAAAUUAUAGAUAAAAGACAGCGAGAAAUAAACGAAUCAGUGGGAUGUCAUGAUUUUCUACAAAAGUUACAAGGAAAAGUGUCAGUUUCAGUUUUACUGAUUGACAUGGACAUCCUUGAAAUAAUUGGACAAAACAGAUGUAAUCAACUGAAAAUGUAUGAGACUCCAAUACAGGUGGCAACCAACUCUCGAAAAGAUCUGAAUUUCAUCCAUCGUAACUUAUUCGAACCAUUCUUUUUUGAGAGUAAUGAACAGAAAGAUUACUUGGAAUUUGACACGAAACCGAGAAGAAUUAUUCCCAAAAAUUUUGAAACAAUGAAAUUUGGAAAUAUUGCAGUACCGAUGAAACCAUUUCGAUUCAGAAAAUAUUGGGAGAAGUCGAGACUUAUCGAAUGUUCGAAUACUACAAUGAAUCGAAAUGAAAUUGAGAAGAAAAGAAGAAUAAACCUUCAGUCAUCCGUUUCCGAAAUGUCCAGGCUUCGAGAUCUACUGAUUCAAUACGAUAUGUAUCCCUUUAUUGUCGAAGAAACACUUCUUGGAUGGUACCGCGAGUGUUCUAUCAUUCCACAUACUCAGGAUAUUGAUUUCGCUAUAAUGGCAACUGAAUUCAAUUCGAAAUUUGUUAACGAUAUGAGAGAAGGAAGGACUAAUUUCAAGCUGACAAGACGACUGGGAGGGCUGGAUUCUCUCGAAUUAACAGUGACUCCAAGACAUGGAUACAAACUCAACACGAACGUGUUUUUCAUGUAUCGAUACAAGAAUGAGACAGGAGGGAAUGAGUUCAACUGGAUUUCUGGGUUGUGUGGUGACGGAGAAAAAAUCCGCUAUAACUUUCCACUAUUCGAACCAAUCUGUUCAGCCGAUUUUCACGAUCACUUGGUGUGGGUAACCUGUGAUCCAAAAAAAGCAAUAAUUCACGAAUACGGAGAGAAAUGGUAUGAAAACGUGCCAACUAAAAACUACAGUUGCUAUGAAUCAGUCAAUAAUGUGGAGAGAAAUGUUGGAUGGUAUUCGAGUUGGGAAUUGAGAAAAGUCACAUUCGAAGAUGGGUAUGAAUAUCAUUGA
Molecule: messenger RNA, 1188 nt
Organism: Caenorhabditis remanei
Lineage: Eukaryota; Metazoa; Nematoda; Chromadorea; Rhabditida; Rhabditidae
Exons: 8
Coding region: 1-1188 (395 amino acids)
Source: RefSeq, a predicted model, not a curated record